AUGAGCCUCCUAGAAGCAAGCCGUGAUUUUUCCGUCACCCGAGACGCCGAUAAAGUCUACGGCCUCCUUGGCCUGGCUUCCGAUGCUCUCGGAGAAAUCCUCAGAGUUGAUGUGACUAAACCGGCCGUUGAGGUUUACAUCGAAGCAGCAAAGUUUGACAUCGCAAAUGACCCCACUCUCAGUAUUUUACGUUGCCCUCGGGCCGCAACCAUGCUCGGCACCGAAGCAGCAAAGCAUGAUAUGCCAAAUAAUGCCGGUGUCAAAUUCUUCCCUUUGCUGUCUCCCAACCAGCCGUGCGCAAGUCUCCCACCCUUGUGGUCCGACUUCGCGGGUCCGCGGACUACCUCCCGAUACAAACCUCUAAACGGCGAGGGUGGUCCGAUUCACCACGCAGGCCUGAACCCUUCCUUUCUAACCUCUACCUCUAGCAUCCUUCACGCCUUCAAUAACCUCUUUCACGCCACAACGUCCACAGUAAACAACCUCCUUAGCGUCAGCGGUGUAACACUCGAUCGAAUCGUCCAAGUCGUCCCCAAUGGCUGGCAAUGGGACAACUCCGCCAACAUCCGCCUCAGCGACGGCCGAGCAGCUCGUACACUCGUUUGGGAAGACGCUUGCUUGAAACUCUCUCAAAGAGUAUACUGUUCGCCUUCAAGCAGAGACGUUCCAGAAGCGCAUUGGCGCGCUCUUAUCGCCAACACCCUGAACGGCAAAAAGUGCACCAGCAACCAGCGCGACGUGUACGUCCUCAUGAAAGUCGGCUUGGCUAUCGCCGCCGCGAUGGAGCGCCAGCCUGCGAUUGCGCGUUCGAUGGGUAAGCCGUUCACUGACGCCCAGGCAGUGGAUGUAAAUGUCUUCUUCCGCUCUGCGAGUUUCGGUUGUAUAGGGCGGCGUUACUUUUCCACGGAACAUGGAAGGAUUGGUUUGGGGCCUGAGGGGGUGAGGGUAGGAGAUCAGAUCUGUGUGAUCCGGAAUGCGUGGACGCCGUUUGUUAUCCGGUCAGGAGAAGGGAAGGGUUGUAGCCGGUUGAUUGGGGAGGCCUAUGUGGAUGGGCUGAUGUACGGGGAGGCUUUUGGACUGGUGGAGGAGGGCAAUUGGGGGAGGAUCUGUUUGGAAUGA
This is a messenger RNA of Letharia columbiana, 1119 nucleotides long. RefSeq lists its product as uncharacterized. NCBI's taxonomy places the organism in Eukaryota, Fungi, Ascomycota, Lecanoromycetes, Lecanorales, Parmeliaceae. Bases 1 to 1119 code for a protein of 372 amino acids. The record is from RefSeq and is a predicted model, not a curated record. The transcript is spliced from 2 exons.